AUGGAGCCAUGCACUGAGGCCGAGGUUAAAAUGCUGGCUCACGACUGGGUGGGCUACUUCAAGGACCACUAUAAAGGUGAUAGCGGUGUCAUACUGCUGCGAAACAUGAGAGUUAUGGAGGACUCUGGGUCUAUUUAUACAGAUUUUGGGGUUGCAAGUGAAUCAGCAUGCACAAAUGAGUCAGAGUACAAGGGCAUUUUUUGCCGAGGCCUGCAACCGAACUGUGAUGAAGCUGUGUCUCUCAACAAGCAAGAUGUAUCCGACUACCAGUGUGCACACUGGUGUCACGACGCCCACAGCAAUUGCAAGGAGACUCAGCCUUCGAACUCUUCACCAUGUUUUUAUGAGGUGCAGAAGACCCAUCCUAUCCUGCAGCAGUGCACUGUUCCAUUAGAACUAGAAGACAAAGAACAACGGGACUCAAAUAUGGUGGCCGGUACCGUGGUGAUAACCACCGAGUGGAAGCUAGUGAAAUUUGAAACUGCUGUUUCCCCAAAUCCAGUAGUUUUUACCGGUAUUCUGAACCCACUUGGUACAUUUGCUCAGGUACAAGUAACAGGAGUUUCGGAAACUGGGUUCCACAUCCGCUUAGCACUGGAUCAUUGCAGAAUAGGUUAUGCUCCAGCUUACGCUCAAGUGAGUUGGAUAGCCAUUUCCGAGGACAGCUUCUCCAUCCCAGGUUCGAGCAUAUCGAUUCGCGUUGCUACGGUUGAAGCCACUGUUGGGGAAAGUAUAGAUGUACUUCCUGGAUUUAAGUUGCAUAGUUCUUCGCCAGUUGUAUUGACACAAAUCCAAGAUAUACCAGUGAACCUCCCAAUGACGGACAUCCCUUACAUUAGGACCAUAAAGGUCGCCGCCUCGUCAACCACCAUCAUUGUCGAAAAUACAACUGCACUGACAAAACUAGCGAAAAUAAAAGGCGGGUGGUAUAACACUGUACAUUACUCGGAGGAUCACUUCGGCAGUCGACCCCCGUUGAUCUUUGGCUCCGUUGUGGUGAAGGAUGGCGAUAAAACAACUUUGCUUGUACAACGCCCAAUUCAGUCCACAUCGGCGAAGGCCAUAUGGAAUCCCCGUCUUUACGUGAUUUCUCGAGAUUCCUGCAGGGACUUCGUUUUUGAAGAAGUCUCCGUUUUUUUCGGAACAACUUUGCUCAUGGUUCUCCACGUCAAAGACCAUUUCAUACCCAACUGCGCCGGAGCCAAGUCUAAAGUUGGGUCGGCUACUGAUGCAGACUGUGUUGCAGAAUGCACCGCAUUAUCUGACAAAUGCACACCGCCACUGACGUGGGAUUGCUUCGUAGCCAGCGCCUCCGAAGAACUGAAAGCGAAGUGUUAUGUCGAACCCUCGGUUGAUACGGCACAGACGACGACAACCACGACUCCCCCUCCAAUUGGCGCCAGCGUCCACUGCAGAAUAGUCGACAUGUCCUCAUACCUAGAUAUAGGAUGGGACGUUGAGGCCAUGAGCUGUUCAUGCCCCCAGGGAUUCAGCCCGUGUACGCAACAUCAAGUUGAACAAGAUCGGGCCCACUGGAUUCAAGAUAUUUCCCCAUGGGGUAUGCUAUGCCGGACGUGGGAUGCCGUACAACCCGUUGCUCGGGGAUUUAUGCAAGUGGCUAGCGAUUUGUGCACUGCAUCUUCGAGUAUUCGGUGGCAGCAAAGAGAACUGCCACUGUAUUCCCUCGACGACGUCUUCCUCAACGGGCGGAUCAACACGAGUGGUUACAACCAAUGCGUAGUGGACACUCCCUUGGUGUUUUGCCCAUCCGCUUCACUAACGACGACUACGAGCACUACUGCACCGACUUGGGACUGGCCUGAAAAUGCAGACUGUUUGCCGGGAGACUGGUCUGAAUGUUCAUUGUGUCGCCACUCCGACUGGACUGAGUGGUCUAGCUGCUCUGAAAAGCUUCUCGAUUUCGGCUUCUCACCAGUUACAACUUCAUACAGGGAAAAGCUAGUAUUUGCAGAAGCAGGAGGGGCAUGCUCCGAGCUCAACUUGAGGGAAUAUGAUGAUUCGCGGUGCACUGGGGAAGGAGACAAUAACGCCAAAACAUCAAUACCCGCAAGCGCGUUACAGAUAAGCAGCGACAUCGAUGCUGUAGCUGACAGUGAAAAGUGGUCAGAAUGGUCAUCUUGUGACGCACCGUGCCUUCUAAAUGGUCAAAAGGCCAGACGAUACAAACUAAGCAUCAAGCAGGACUCUACCGUAGAAGAUGUGCCCCUGUACCAUAGUUGCGACGACAUCUUACCUGUACAUGAUAUAGAAGAAGAUAGGGAAUUUUGCAAAGAGCAAUGCAAGAGGAUUAUUGAUUCAUGCUUAAAAGAAUCAAAGCUCGAAGGAAAAACGCCUCUUCAGUGUUUUGCUGAAUACGUUACUGAAAAUCAGCCAGUUGGUGGCAAGUGCAUAUAUACCCAAAAACUUGUCAAAGAAACAACGACACCAACGUGCUUCCCAAGUUUUUCUCGGAUGAACGACGAUGAGUCUUCAGAGUUUCGGUUUCUCGAUCCUAAAAGUCCUUCCAUGCAGUGCUUGUGCCUCACCCCAGAUUCCAUCCCAUGCACUGCGACAGAGGUAUUUGAGUCGCGUCAGACUACUUUUGCCAUGACAUCGUCUUGUCCUCGCCAAGACGCCGAUGGAGCAACGUUUGACGAAGGAACUCCUGGGACAGCUGAUUCGAAGCUGUUCUUCGCUGCAGCAGACUCCGCCAAGAUAUUCUGCCCCCUCAGCGAUAGCAAGAACCUUAAGCAGCAAGAAUAUGCUGCCACAUAUUCCAUUUUCAAAAGCGCUGACGAGAUGAAUGAGUACUGCGCAAAUGGACUGGAGGCUCAACAUGAGCUAUCUGCAAGCACACCGUACGAUAUCACCCUCGACUGCACAAAACUAGUGCCCAGAACGGACAGUGUAAGCGCUGACGAGUGCAAGGAAAAGUGCGUCAAGGUUAAGGAAGCCUGCGCCGACAGUACGGUUGACUACUUGUCAUGCAUUGCUACAAAACGUGAGGUCACGGGAUUCAAUGCAGAGUGCGCAACCAAGGGCACAGUCUUCGCUGGAAGAGGAAUCGUUUUCUGCAAGCUAGUGCCGAAGGAUUGCGCAUACUCGGAGUGGGGAGAGUGGUCAGCCUGCAGCGCCAGCUGCCGCAGUGGGGUGGGAGGAGUGGAGGCAAGCUAUAAGACCUGCAGAUGCCCUUCAUAUACCAGACCUUGCACACUUGCGGAGGCAGAAGCAUCACGCUCGUUAUGGAACCAGAAUAUGAUGGCUCUGUGCCAGGAAGACAGCGUCGCUGUAAUUCCGUUGAUCGACUUCGGGCUCUUCGACUGCGAGACGCGUACAUUUAAGGAGAGCGUCGUGGACUUUAACGAUCUCACUGCGGAGGACCAGUGUUCGACAGAUCAGUUUUCCUCUGUAUUUUGCGUGGUGGCAGAAGACAUUGAAACGGAACGCCGCCAUAUGCUAAUUACGAUGCUAAUUAUGCUGUUUGGUGGGACAAUUGUUGGCAUUGCAUUCGUGCUUUGGUUCAUCCAGCAUAGCGUUGACGUGCAGAAGGUACUAGGUCUGCGAGGCCGAUACGUCGAGCUGGUGAACAUGGUCAAGGAGUAG
Messenger RNA from Eimeria maxima, 3603 nucleotides. RefSeq lists its product as hypothetical. The transcript is spliced from 23 exons. The coding region runs from base 1 to 3603 and encodes 1200 amino acids. The record is from RefSeq and is a predicted model, not a curated record. Lineage: Eukaryota; Apicomplexa; Conoidasida; Eucoccidiorida; Eimeriidae.